UAUGUAUAAUGUACUCUGUGCCUCGAUCACACGAGACUGGUAGUUGUCAUAAAAUGUCAAACAAUGUCGUUUUGUUGUACAUGGCUUGUGCAGGUUCCUUGUUUCAGUUUAUUCGCAUAUACAAUGAAAAUAUUGUUUUUGAUAACUAUUGCCAUCAGUGUUGUAUAUGCUCAUAGAAUAAGAAAGGAAGACAAACUGUUGUUGAGUCCUGUUGAACUAAUUGAUCUGGUUAGAGAAGAACAACAUAAAAAUAAAGCUAUGCAAAUAAAACAAACUCCGGUGACUGUCCAGUAUUCGCAGAAAGUUAACAAACAAGUGUUGGAACCUGACGAUUCGGAGUAUGAUUCAGUUUCGUGUGAAGACGAUAAAACAUUAAUGAAUCGGAAAAUUUGGAGUCGAUGGAGUAAAUGGGGAGACUGUUCAGUGACGUGUGGCCCUGGCACCAUCACGCGGUACCGGCUGUGCGUGGCGGGCCGGUGCGCGCCCGGAGAACGAGAAGAGCAGCGGAGGCCCUGUGCACGCGCCCCUUGUCAUGUCGCUUUCUACAAUAUGACAGACGACCUGCGUGAGGCACCACACGAAUUGGUGGACAACAACGCAAGAUAUAAGAUAUUACUCAAGUCACCACAUUCGCUGACGAAACUUGCUAAAACACUGUCACUAGGGUUUGACCCUUCAUUUAGUAAGGAUUACUUCGAACCAUUUGAAAGACGACCAAGACCAGUAACACUAGUGGCUUUUCGGAAAAACGGAUUUGCUACAAGACGCCAAAUCAAAGGUGUCAACGGUAAAUCGUCAGAAGUAGCGGAACUGCAGUCACCGUUUAACGUAAUCAGUAACUUUUGGCAAGACGGCCAAUUAGAACCAUAAGUAUUAAGUCAUAAGAAGCAGCGAGCGAGCUGAGAUUACUUUUUACACAAAAGUAUCACAUCACAGAAAAUUGUUCAAUGAUUCUAUCUCAAAAAUUAUGUCUCAUCAUUCGUAAAGAAACAUUUUAAAUUCACCAACUUCGUGAAGGCAUUUAUGAAUACUUGUGAUUCUUGUAAACAUUAUAUCAGCUUCGGCUACGGUAUAUCUGAUUUCAA
Molecule: messenger RNA, 1085 nt
Organism: Spodoptera frugiperda (fall armyworm)
Lineage: Eukaryota; Metazoa; Arthropoda; Insecta; Lepidoptera; Noctuidae
Exons: 5
Coding region: 64-870 (268 amino acids)
Source: RefSeq, a predicted model, not a curated record